This is a messenger RNA of Anopheles marshallii, 1764 nucleotides long. RefSeq names its product serine/threonine-protein kinase RIO3. The record is from RefSeq and is a predicted model, not a curated record. The coding region runs from base 1 to 1764 and encodes 587 amino acids. Gene Ontology annotation, cellular component: preribosome, small subunit precursor; cytosol. Gene Ontology annotation, molecular function: ATP binding; protein serine/threonine kinase activity. NCBI's taxonomy places the organism in Eukaryota, Metazoa, Arthropoda, Insecta, Diptera, Culicidae. The transcript has 2 exons. Gene Ontology annotation, biological process: protein phosphorylation; maturation of SSU-rRNA.
AUGUCUUCCCCGUGGGCUAAAAUUCAACCCGUCGCUACAGUGGAUCUACAAGAGAUCAUGUCCGAAGAAUUCGCCCGUGAGCUACAAGCGAAGCAAUAUACUUCGUCACAAGUGGGACCGCAGCAGCCGCAAUCGUCUUUAUCGAUAUCGCAACCGGAACCAGGGCCGUCGACUUCUAAGAGUGUGCCUGUUCCGGUGAUGGAUACCUGCGAAGAACCGGUGGCCGGUUGUUCCCGUGCAAUCGACUCGGAGAAACGGUUGGCCGAUAUUCCCGACGAUGUGUUGUGGGAAAUCGAAAAAGCGGACCAGAAAGAGAUCGAUUCCGAUGCAAUCAUAGCGCAAAUGUUGCAGGCACAGUUCGAUGCCGAGUACGAUGAUCAAAUAAAGCGCGAGGAAAAUCAUCGGAACAAGGACUCGAAGGUGAAGGUAUCGUACAAAAACUAUCGGGUGAUUCCGGAAGAGCUUUUGUACGAAGAACCGGUGGAUGUAGCCGUGGAUCAAAAAGAGGACUGGGAUAGGUUUGAGACGAACGAGAAGGAACAGAAGCUGCUGCCUCGCGUUGGCUUUCGGUUGAAUGAGCAAGGAGAAAUGCUAACGAAACAUAACCUGGACAUUAACGGUCGCAGCAACGCGUGCAAAGUAAUGUCUUUCCCACCGGAGUUUUCCACCGGCGAUGCAGCCGGUUUCGACAUGAAACUGUCUAACAAAGUAUUUAACCAGCUCAAAUCCCACUCAAAGAAAACGACGAAAAUGAAGCACAAGGCACAGGACAGGAAGGAAAACAUUGCCACCGCCGAGAUGGGGUUGGAUGAACCGACGCGCUUGAUACUGUACAAGUGGAUUAACAAUCAGCUGCUAGAAUCGAUCGAUGGUGUGAUAUCGACCGGUAAGGAAGCCGUCAUACUGCACGCCGAGACGGAUCCUUACAAUCCGAACCUUAAGGAGGAUGAACCGAUCCCACCGAAGGAGGUAGCCAUCAAGGUGUUCAGUACGACGCUGAAUGAGUUUAAGCAGCGCGAUCGCUACAUAAAGGAUGAUUUCCGAUUUGCGGGUCGGUUUUCGAAGCAAAAUGCACGCACCGUUAUUAACAUGUGGGCAGAGAAGGAACUGCGAAACUUGAACCGCAUUCAACGGGUAGGGAUCCUAUGUCCGAAAAUUGUGGCGCUAAGGAAGAAUGUGCUGGUGAUGGAGUUUAUCGGGGAGAAUAUGAUACCGGCACCGAAGCUAAAGGAGGUCAUGCUUACAGAUCUGCAGCUGAACAAUGCGUAUCUGGAGGUCGUAGAGAUCAUGCACAAGCUGUACAAGGAGGCUCACCUGGUGCAUGCGGAUCUGUCCGAGUAUAAUAUACUCAUGCACGACAAUCACUGCUGGAUUAUCGAUGUUGCACAAUCCGUCGAACCGGGCCAUCCCGGCGCCCUGGAAUUUUUAAUGAGGGAUUGCGAUAACAUUAGCACCUUCUUCACUAAACGUGGCGUGAGCGAUGUGAAAAGCAAGGAAGAUCUUUUCUUCGAUAUAACCGGAUUGGAUCCGCUCUCGCACAACGCAGCCAUUCUGGAACGGAUACACAUGAAGGGAGAACCGGCCCACAUUGCCUCCAUGGUUGAUGACGACACGCCGGAAAAGUUUAAACCGAUGCGAUACCCGUUCGAAUUUGCCUGGUCAGUGGCGGCGGAUAAACAAAAAUUGUCCAACCCAAACACUGGUGUGGUUUGCUCUUCGGAUGGAGAAGUAGCGGUGAAGGAGGAAGUCGCUGCCGUCGCUUAA